GUAGAAGAACUGAGAGAUCAGAGUGUACAUGUUGACAUUUAGCUAUGAAUGAAGAUCAGGCAUUUCUAAACUCAUGAAAUACUGAAUGGGACUUAGAGUGAUUGUUACAAUGGAAGAAAUUGGAAAUUUCAAGACACCAAGCAAAUUAUCUGAGAAAAGGAAAUCUGUACUAUGUUUAACUCCAUGUGUAAAUAUCCCUGCCUCUCCAUUUAUGCAAAAGCUUGGCUUCGGGACCGGGGUAAAUGUUUACUUAAUGAAGAGAUCUCCGAGAGGUUUGUCUCAUUCUCCUUGGGCUGUGAAAAAGAUAAAUCCUAUCUGCAAUGAACAUUAUCGAACUAUAUAUCAGAAGAGACUAACUGAUGAAGCUAAGAUUUUGAAAAGCCUUCAUCACCCAAACAUUGUGGGUUAUCGUGCCUUCACUGAAGCCAGCGACGGUAGCCUGUGCCUUGCUAUGGAGUAUGGAGGGGACAAGUCUCUCAAUGACUUAAUAGAAGAGCGAAACAAAGACAGCAGAACUCCUUUCCCAGCAGCUGUCAUUUUAAAAGUUGCUUUGAACAUGGCAAGAGGGCUAAAGUAUCUGCACCAAGAAAAGAAGCUGUUACAUGGAGACAUCAAGUCUUCCAAUGUUGUAAUUAAAGGUGAUUUUGAAACAGUUAAGAUCUGUGAUGUAGGUGUCUCUCUACCAUUGGAUGAAAAUAUGACUGUGACUGAUCCUGAGGCCUGUUACAUUGGUACUGAGCCAUGGAAACCCAAGGAAGCUUUGGAGGAGAAUGGCAUCAUUACUGACAAGGCAGACAUAUUUGCCUUUGGCCUUACUCUGUGGGAAAUGAUGACUUUAUCUAUUCCACAUAUUAAUCUCCCAGAUGAUGAUGAUGAUGAAGAUAAAACUUUUGAUGAAAGUGACUUCGAUGAUGAAGCCUACUAUGCAGCUUUGGGAACCAGGCCACCUAUUAAUAUGGAAGAGCUGGAUGAAUCAUACCAGAAAGUAAUUGAGCUCUUCUCUGUGUGCACUAAUGAAGAGCCUACAGAUCGUCCUUCUGCUGCACACAUUGUUGAAGCUUUGGAACUAGAUGACCAGUGAUCAUGUUCACAGUGACCUCAGCCUGAAGCGUGGCUUGUGUAUGUAACUGUUUUCUUUGCUCUGAUUUGUUUAUGUAGUUCCUGUGACCUGCAGUUAUUAGACUAUCUGAAAGUGGCCUAUUUUAGCACCAUAUUUU
Molecule: messenger RNA, 1217 nt
Organism: Castor canadensis (American beaver)
Lineage: Eukaryota; Metazoa; Chordata; Mammalia; Rodentia; Castoridae
Source: RefSeq, a predicted model, not a curated record